UAUGUCAACAGGUUAUAAAGAGCAGGCCAUGGUAAACCAGUUUUGAAUAGUUGGUAACUUUAGUAAGCCACCAGAACAAAAGCCGGCAACAUCGAAAUUCCAAAUUUGACCCCGUGACUCUUGACCCGGCGAAAAUGUUGGUGGCCACCUUGCAGCCGGGCUUCGUGACCGAGGGCGUGCCGCCAUUAUUGGACUGCAGGGCACCACUGAACCCCAGGCGCUACGAUGAGGAGUACCUUCUGUUUGUACUGGCCUUGUCCAUAUCCACCCAGAUGCUCCUGAUGCUCUAUGUGGGAUUCGCCGUCUUGCAGCCGAGUUCCCUGCGAAGAAGGCAAAUGAAUGAGGGGCACCGAAGAACCUUCGCCAACUUCAUCUUCCGAAGGAUGCUUCGCCAGCUGGAUGAGGCCUUCUGCGGACAGGACUCCUGCAGUAUUCCCCGGGAGGAGCGUUUGGACUCCUGCCUAAGGUCCAACGAAAAGGUAUCUCUGGCCAUCCAACUGUUUCGCCGCGAUGCUCUUAAGGUCCUCCAGCCAGGUCAGGACCUCUCAUCGGACUUGGCUAGCGAUGUUUACUACGUGCUGGACGAGGAGGAGCAGGAACUGGAUUUCAAUGGCUAUGGAUGCUCCCAAACCAAGGUCGAGGUCACCGAGGACCUAUUAAUGCACCUGUUGUACCCCGAACGGAUUGACCCUGAGGCGUAGUGAAUUACAAGCAGAGAUUAUACCUAAUCUUUUGGAAAAGUCACUUACGUUUUCGAUCCAUAGUUACUAAUGCUCAAAUUGAUUUGUAUUUUUUUUUAUAAACCGUCCUAAAAUUGUUCUAAGCCCUUAGACUAUGCAUUGUUUUUAUUAACAAUCGAAAUUGUUGGAUAAAUAACCAAUAUAACCAUA
Molecule: messenger RNA, 890 nt
Organism: Drosophila biarmipes
Lineage: Eukaryota; Metazoa; Arthropoda; Insecta; Diptera; Drosophilidae
Exons: 1
Coding region: 135-701 (188 amino acids)
Source: RefSeq, a predicted model, not a curated record